GGGAAACAGGCAGGGGAGAGCUGUUUUUAUGGGCCAUUUUUCCUGUCACGGCAGAGCUGGCGCCGUGAGAAUGGACGCGAUCAAGCCUCCAGAGUAUCUUGAUACCCGACUGACCACUGGGCGACGCUUCUCCUGUUUGGGUGCGCUGAAAGCUUAAUGCACAGCCGUGUCGUGUGCACAUCACAGCGCCAGGCUGCGAGUGUCUGUCAGUUCAUUCGCAAAUUUCUGCCAGUCAAUGCAUUCCUGGAGAAGAGAGGCUCUCGUAUCCCAUGCAAGCAGAUUAUGAAAACUUCUUUUUUCGAUUCCGCACCGCUGGGUUGAUUGGCUAUAGCAAUACGAGUUGCUGCCAUUUCCAUCUCCCAGGCGAUGCCAGUUCCGUGUGAUUUGCUAAUUAUAGCGUGUUUGCUCCGUGGCGUGGGGCCAUGGGACCGGCCGACUUGAUCUGCAUUCAACACGAGCUCAACUUCAGCUGGAAUGUGCAUCUUCUGGUUCUGAUGAGCUCGAGGCGAGUUUGGGUGAGCGCUGAGAAAGAUAUAAAUAACGGUUCCCGCCCUCGAUUCAAGAUUGUCCUUCCAUCUCACAGAUCACGAGAACUACGAGAACAAAUAACAAAAAGAACCAGAAGAACCUAAUCUUCCAAACCAACACCGCAAACAUGAAGUACACUACCCUCCUUGCUGCUGUCGCUCUUGUCCCGGCUGCCCUCGCCGCUGCCGUCGACGGUGCCGCUCCUGCUCCUCUUGCCGAGAGAGCCUGCGUCCCCAGCAAGUGCCGCUGCAUCGGAGGCCAAGGCCAGUUCUGCGGCAACGAGGCCAUCAACCACCACUGCAAGAACGGUCACGUCUAUGAGUGCAACCGCCACACCGGCAAGACCUGCGACUAUGGAUACAGAAAGUCCUGUGGCCAGUGCGGCAAGCUCAGUUGCUAAGCGAUGGAUUGGAUAAUUCUUCAAUAUUGUCAUUUAAUAUACGGUUUAAUUCUCCGUCUGGAGUACACAUACAUGUGAAAUCAAAUUUACUUUU
Messenger RNA from Coccidioides immitis RS, 1022 nucleotides. RefSeq lists its product as uncharacterized. Lineage: Eukaryota; Fungi; Ascomycota; Eurotiomycetes; Onygenales; Onygenaceae. The transcript is spliced from 3 exons. The coding region runs from base 656 to 928 and encodes 90 amino acids. The record is from RefSeq and is a predicted model, not a curated record.